This is a messenger RNA of Paramuricea clavata, 904 nucleotides long. The record is from the annotation of a GenBank genome assembly. Lineage: Eukaryota; Metazoa; Cnidaria; Anthozoa; Malacalcyonacea; Plexauridae.
AUGUCUUUAUCAACACGGUACUGUACCGACGACUGUCCAGCCUUGGAGAAUGCUCAGGCACUAUGUGAAGACCUGUAUGUGAUUGUUGGAAUCUCUCCAAAACGUGUGGCUCUAUUUUCUAAGAUCCAGGAUGAGAUCGACAGUGACGAUGUGUUGCGCCUCCAUAACCUCUCAAGGACUAGGUGGACAACGAGGCAGCAGGAAAUGUUAUAACUUCAGAACAUGCGGAAUUUACAGACACUUUCAAGAUAAUUUCUAUGGGCUGAAAAAACGAUGCCAAAUGAUGCAAAGCUCAAACAAAGGGGUUAAUCUCCAGACUGGAAAGUGCCGAGCACAUGCAUGUUUAUAGUGUGUUGAAGAAUUUGAAAAGAUGAGAGUACACCAUCAUUAACAAAGCCUGACAUAUACAAGUCCGGUAUAUGAUAAAACAUAAAGAUUAUUCAAGUAUAUUUAAUUUAUAACAAUGUCAAUGUAGACUUCUUAUUUUCUAGCUGUUCAAGAUUUAAAACUACAAAUAGAUACGAAUCAUGUAAGCAGGUCAAGAAAGGCACCAAAGAAAAUGGAAGAUUUUAUCGUACAUGAUGUUGCACCCAGCGGACAUGAUUGCAACGAUUUGAAGACAGAACUCAAGCGAGCAUAUUUCGGUGCGAUUGACAGUAUCUUGAGUUCGACAAAGGAACGGUUUCAUGAAAAUGCCAAUAAAAUCGUCAAAGAUAUCAACCACAUGUUAAACUCGUGCGCUAACAGUGAGGCAGAUGUCACCACUGAGUAUGUGAUAAAGCACCUUGGUAUCGCUGCAAAGUUUGUGGCAGUGGAUCUCUUAAUUGAAGAAUUGAAAGAGUUACAUGUCCAUAUUCAAUUUGUACAACAUGGAAUUGAAGCCGGCAUCGAUGCCUGUCUUUAA